This is a messenger RNA of Schistosoma guineensis, 2140 nucleotides long. NCBI's taxonomy places the organism in Eukaryota, Metazoa, Platyhelminthes, Trematoda, Strigeidida, Schistosomatidae. The record is from the annotation of a GenBank genome assembly.
UAAUAACCCGCGGUUUUUCGAUUACUUGGUAUGCACACAAAUCAUGAUUUAUUCUGGAUUUUAAUAAAGCCUCAUUGACUGCUGUAAUCUCGGUUUCACCUCAUCGAUUUAUUGAAAUGGUGAUUUGUGAAUCUUUCAAUAUUUACUUAUCAUUCGUUUCUAUAUUCUGGUCAUUCUUAUUUUCACCACAUAUCUAUGGUUAUUUAAUUGGAGCCGGAAUAUAUGACAUAACUGGCCCAAUAACCGAUAUCAAUAUGAUGGGCUAUGGUAAUAUGAAACAAAAUGAUAAUGGACUUCAUUUAAGAUUAUUUAGUCGUGCAUUUAUUAUUCAAGAGAAUUCUAGUUCACAACCAAUUGUCAUUGUUAUAAUAGAUGCUGGUAUGGUAUCACAAGCCGUUAAAAUUAAAGUCAUCGAUAAUUUGAAAAGUCGAUACGAUAAUGGGUUAUUUACACAUCAAAAUGUUUUAAUUAGUGCAACACAUACUCAUUCCGGUCCUGCUGGUUAUUUACAAUAUGUUCUAUAUUCAUUUACGUCUCUUGGAUACGUUCCUGAAACAUUUCAACCAUUAGUUGAAGGAAUUGUUAAGAGUAUUGAUUUAGCUUAUUCUAAUAUGAAAGAAGGAAAAAUAUUAAAAGCUGAAGGAGAUUUACAUAAUGCUAGUAUCAAUCGUAGUCCAGCGGCUUAUUUAAAGAAUCCAGUAGAAGAACAAGCUCGGUAUGAUGAAAAUAUAGAUAAAAAUAUGAUUUUAUUAAAAUUUGUUACAAUGAAUAAUACACCAAUCGGAAUGAUCAAUUGGUUUGCUGUACAUCCAGUCAGUAUGAAUUCUACGAAUACUUUAGUUAGCAGUGAUAAUAAAGGAUUAGCAUCAAUUUUAUUUGAACAAAAAAUGAAUCAUAACCAAAUGUUAGGAAAAGGUCCAUUUGUUGCUGCAUUCGCUCAAGCUAAUGAAGGUGAUGUUUCACCAAAUACUGCUGGUCCACGUUGUAUUGACACUGGUUUACCAUGUGAUUUUGUGCAUAGUAGUUGUGGUGGUCGUGCACAAAAUUGUAUUGCAUACGGUCCUGGUUCAGAUAUGUUUGAAAGUACAAAACUAAUUGCAUACAAGCAAUUUGAAAAAGCAUGGUUAUUGUUUAAUAAUGCUACUACUGAGAUAAAUGGACCUAUUAACUUUAUUCAUCAAUUUAUUGACAUGACAAAUAUAAGUUUAAAUUAUAAAAAUUAUUCAGGUCAUACAUGUGAACCAGCCAUGGGUUUUAGUUUUGCUGCUGGUACAACUGAUGGUCCAGGAGAUUUUGAUUUUAUUCAAGGUAUUACACAUGGUAGUUUAUUUUGGCGGAUUGUUCGAAAUUUUAUUAAAACACCAAGUGAAAAAUUGAUUAAGUGUCAAGCUCCAAAACCAGUUCUUCUUGCUACCGGUGAAAUGAAUACUCCUUAUCCUUGGCAACCGUCUAUUGUUGAAACUCAAAUUGUAUCGAUUGGGUCUCUUUUAAUUGUUGCCUUACCUGGUGAAUUUACCACAAUGUCUGGAAGACGUAUUCGUGAAGCAGUGAUUGAAGCUGCUAAUAAUGCUUCUAAACAGAAUGAUCCAAGUUCAACUACACAAUAUGAAGUAAUUCUUUCUGGUCUGUCAAAUGUUUACUCAAGUUAUAUUGCAACUCCUGAAGAAUAUCAACUUCAACGAUAUGAAGGUGCAUCUACUAUUUACGGUCCACUUACACUUCCUGCUUAUGUUAAUCAAUUCAGUUUUUUAGCAGAAGCAUUAGUUAAAGUUUUGUGGAGAUUUGUAAGUAAUUAUUUGAAAUACCAUUGGAAACCAAUAAGGACUGAUGAAUUAUGUAAACAUCCGCAACUGUACGCGCGUACUCCAUUGGAAAUCAAAUGUAUGACCCUCGGGUAUUGCUUCGAAAGUAUGGAGGUCAUAACAACUGAUCCAUUAUCGUGUAGUACAAUUUCAACUUCAAUCGUUGUGUCAGUUUUACUCCAACUAAAUUUAUUUUAUGACUUAUCCUACCUGAAAAAAUAUUUGAUUUAUUGUACAUGAAAUGCUAUUUUGACAAACUGGACAGCUUUUUGAUUAUUGACAAUACAAAUACAAUUCACCUUCAUCCUUCUUGAUUAAUAAAGAUUCCGUAUGCAGUC